This is a messenger RNA of Leptopilina boulardi, 456 nucleotides long. RefSeq lists its product as uncharacterized. Bases 1 to 456 code for a protein of 151 amino acids. The record is from RefSeq and is a predicted model, not a curated record. Lineage: Eukaryota; Metazoa; Arthropoda; Insecta; Hymenoptera; Figitidae. The transcript is spliced from 3 exons.
AUGAGAAAAGUUUUGUGCAUUUGCCAAAUUGAUCUCUACGAAGCAAUGAGACCUAACUAUAAAGAAAUCGAAGGACAAGGAAAUGAUAAAACAGAAAUGCAGAAAAUUGAUAAAAUAGUUUGGAAAGGAAAGGGAGACAAUGAAGCUACAACAAGUGAAAAACAAUUAAAUGAGAAAGGAAAAUUAAAGAAAAGUGAGAAAGAUGUGAAGAAAGACAGAAGUGAAGGGCAAGUAGAAAAGAAAAAAGAGGAAAAAAGAAUCAAUAAUAGUGAAGGCACAAGUAGAAAUGAAACAAAAAGUGAAGAGCAAGGGAAUAAGAAAAAAGAGGAAAAAGAUGAGAAAACUAGGGAAGAUACAAUAAACAAUGAAAAAGGAAGUGAAGAGCAAGAAGAAAAUACGAAAGAGGAAAUAAGAUUCAAUAAUAUUAAAGACACAAGUAGUAAUGAAAAAAAGUGA